UGAGUAUUCACUGGUUCCUUUCUAACAGUACAAGUACACAAUACUGUGAGUAAUCACUGGUUGCUUUCUAACAGUACAAGUACACAAUACUGUGAGUAUUCACUGGGUACUCUCUAACAGUACAAGUACACAAUACUGUGAGUAUUCACUGGUUCCUUUCUAACAGUACAAGUACACAAUACUGUGAGUAUUCACUGGUUCCUUUCUAACAGUACAAGUACACAAUACUACUAAUAAUAGGAGGCAGUCACUAUGAUGUGUAAUGGGAGCAGAGAGCAUCAUGGGAGCUGUAGUUCCUAAUGCUAAACAAACUAAAGGAUAGACAGGAAGUGAUGUCAGGACUUUGGCACGACCAAUGGGAGAGCUGCUUUUCACCAGUAGAGGUCGGGUAUCUCUCUGACUGGGUUACCCUCCUCGUGUCUCCAGGUGUCUCCCAGUGCUCCCACUGCUCCCAGUCCGGUACAGUAUGCUGCCGGCCUCCAUCCAGAUCACUGGUGAGCUGCUGUCGGCGGCUGAGGUCCAGGACAUAUGUGAGAGUCUGAAGGAGGACGGCGUGCGGCUGCUCUCCGUCCGCGGCUGUCAGCUCUCCGACCGCGACUUUGGACGCGUCUGUCGCGGUGUCGCAGAGUCUAACUCGCUCGCUCAGCUGAACCUCAACCUGGGCGUCGUCUCCGGGAUCAAUCGGACCAGACACCUGGCCGACGCCCUGAAGACCAACCGGUCUCUGCAGACCCUGUUUCUCCAUGGCAGCCCGCUGUUGGACGCCGGCCUGGUGACCUUGAACUCGGCCCUGUCGACCCACCCGACGCUGGUCUGUCUGGACCUGGGAGACUGCAUGCUGGGAGACGAGGCGCUGGGUCUGAUCUGUGGGAUGCUGCCGCCCGACGGAGCAAAGUCAGGUCUGAGGGAGCUCACGCUGAGCGCUAACCCAGGAAUCAGCUCCAAAGGCUGGGCUCGACUCACCAUCGCUGUGGCUCACAGCUCCCAGAUCAGAGUCCUGAACCUGGACUACAACCCACUGGGUGACCAGACAGCAGGAAUGCUGGCGGUUGCCGUGGCGUCCAGUAGAACCCUGGAGGUUCUGGACCUGGAGGGCACUGGACUGACCAACCAAUCAGCACAGGUGUUCCUGGACAUGGUGGAAAACUACCCCACCAGUCUGCGGGUCCUGGUCUUGGCGGAGAACGACAUCAGUCCGGAGCUGCAGCAGCAGAUCUGUGACCUGCUGUCUGAGGGUGAGGAGGACGACGACAGGGAGGCCCCGCCCCUAACACAAGGCCCCGCCUCCAGCAGCAUCCUGCUGCCAAUCAGAGACAAGUACCAGCCAAUCAGAGACAAGUACCAGCCAAUCAAAGACAAGUACCAGCCCCCCACCUGGCUAUCCCACAGCAGUAAGGGCUGACCACUCCCCCAGACUGUCCCCCUUUACUCUCCAUACUGGUCCCCCAUACUGGUCCCCCAUACUGGUCUUCCAUACUGGUCCUCCAUACUGGUCCCCCCAAAGACAGCAAGACUGGUUCAGACUGCAAAAAACCAGUUCAGAACCAGAACAUAACUAGUCUACUUUCCACUUUAUCAUGCUGGUUCUCCUGAUACAGGGUACCAUACUAAUUCAACUUGUUUAGUUUACUAUAGUGGUUCUGUUGGUGUAGUUUACCAUACUGGUUCCACUGGUGUAGUUUACCACACUGGUUCUACUGGUGUAGUUUACCACAGUGGUUCCACUGGUGUAGUUUACCACACUGGCUCUACUGGUAAGCUUAUCAUACUGGUUCUUCUUGAGUAGUUUGUCAUACUGGUUCCACUGCAGUAGUCCACCAGUAUCAGUACUCUAGUUUCACUAAUGCUGAGUUCGCGCCAGCCUGGUUCUUUCCCAGUUUUAGCCUGGUGCUGUCCUAGUUGAGUCCAGUAUGACCCCAGUCUGUGCCUCUGGGCCAGUAUACCUGGAGGUGUCCCAGUUGACCCAGUAUUAGACUGGUUCUGUGGUGUUCAGUGUCCUCAGUGACAGUAGGAGGUUUGUGUUCUGUAUAAUAGUCUAAGUGUGAAACUGGUUAAACUGGUUUUCAAUCCCAGAUGAAACUUCACCCUCUGGAGUGAAUCCACUUGAUUUUGAUAAAUUGAUAUUGUCCCAAAAUGUAUAUAUUUUUCAA
This is a messenger RNA of Anarrhichthys ocellatus (wolf-eel), 2150 nucleotides long. It is a transcript of the gene lrrc73, whose product is annotated as leucine rich repeat containing 73. The coding region runs from base 467 to 1402 and encodes 311 amino acids. Gene Ontology annotation, molecular function: protein binding. NCBI's taxonomy places the organism in Eukaryota, Metazoa, Chordata, Actinopteri, Perciformes, Anarhichadidae. The record is from RefSeq and is a predicted model, not a curated record. The transcript is spliced from 5 exons.